AAAUGUAAAAUAAGUUUAAUUCAAAAAUAAAGUCAAAUUCCAAACAAAUCCAUCAAUUGUUGGGAUUAAUUGAAGUGACAAUUAAUUGGUAGAGAUCUUUGAAGACAUGCCGACAAUUAUAUUAUUAGACGUUUCGCUGUCGAUGUGCCGAAUGGUACCAUUGAAUGACAACAAUAAUGACAAUCAGAUGACACAAUUGAAGAGUUUGGCCAUUCAUGGCUUGAAUGCACUUCUUGAUUAUGAAUCACAAAACGCAAGACUUGAGUUCACAUCAUUGAUGGUGUUCUCGAGUUUGUGGCAAAUAUUAUCAAAGUUUACCCGAGAUUACGAUCAAUUGAAAGCCGCCCUCCACAGCAUUGAACUCUUCGACAAGACUUCAUUUGUGAACGCUUUAAGAGGCGUCAAGAAUAUGGUUCUCGAAGAAUGGGGUUCUGAAAUGGCCUGCAAUGUCAUACUUGUGACCGAUGGUAACGCCGCUAUUAACGCUCAUUUAAUGAAUUCAUCAAAUGGUAAUAAAAUUGAGGAAUCGACUGACGAGGACACCGAUGAUCCCGUAUUUCCGCUUCCUUUUCCAUUUCCAGCUAAACUUCAUAUCGUAUGUCUGACUACAAUCAAUGAUAACUCAUUUCAGAAAUCAUUGCCAUUCUUCGCCAAACUAAUUGAACUCAAUUCAAAUGAUAGUAUUAAAGAACCAUUUCUUGUAAAUCAUUUAUAUUCUGGCGGUCAGGUCUGGGUUCCCGAAGGAAAUCAAUUAUCCUAUAAAUCAGUUCAAAAUGUGUUUAACAAAUUAGCAGAAAGUAAUUAUCGGUCAUUUAAAGGUCGACUUUAUUGUGGGAUGUUGUCGUCACCCAUUUCUUUAUAUCCAUCACUUGACAGUUAUAUACAAAUACGUGAUUUCGAAACAAUCAAAGCCGAACCAUCCGAAGACAUCUCUAUUUGUGGUUUUAUGGAUAUCGCAGAAGUGUCGAGUCCUCCCGUUCACUCCAGACAUUUGGUGCUACCAUUGCAAGAAUCCAAAGAAGAGGUUAGAAAGACAGCGACAGCGAUGGUAUCAAAUCCAAAUAAUCCAUCUGAUUGCGGACCCAUUGACUUUGAGGACUUGUUGACUUCCAUGUGUGCUGAUGAAGGACGUCAGCCAUCUUUUACUGUUUUACUUCAUGGAAGUCUUAAAGUAGAGGGAAUGGUUGCUAUAUGUCAAGUGGGAACUCCUAAUUGGUACGGCAUGUUAUAUUCCUGGGCCGACAACAAGAAGAAGUCUAAUCUUAUGUUAUCGACAUUUAAAUGCGGGGCAGAAUCUAUUCCAUGGCUUACAAAUCUUAAGAGUUAUGGUUUUCCUUCAAUCAACAUUCAAAAAACUCCUCAAGAAAUCAAUGUCAUUAAUGAAAAGAAGAGUUUUAGUCAGGGAUGUGUUGUUUGGUUAAAGCAAGCAUUUCUUCAGUCGGAUAUACAAAAGAUUUUACGACACGCGAGGAAAUUACCCGAAAAGACGGCACAUUUUUAUAAGGAGUUAAAUCGUUUACGAAGAGCUGCCCUUUCAUUUGGUUUUUACGCUCUCAUUGAAGGGUUGGCCAGUAUUCUUGAGCGCGAGUGUCGUAUGUUACCGGGCACUGCACAUCCCGAAGCUGCUUUACAAUUGACUCACGCUGUUAGUUGCUUACGACAGCCCCGGGAUGCCGACUGCUAUAAUCAAUGCAUUACACCACUAGAAACUAAUUUUAAUAAAUAAAUAGUGUUUUAGUUUAAUUAUAU
This is a messenger RNA of Oppia nitens, 1749 nucleotides long. RefSeq names its product integrator complex subunit 14-like (gene IntS14). Bases 107 to 1726 code for a protein of 539 amino acids. Lineage: Eukaryota; Metazoa; Arthropoda; Arachnida; Sarcoptiformes; Oppiidae. The record is from RefSeq and is a predicted model, not a curated record. Gene Ontology annotation, cellular component: integrator complex. Gene Ontology annotation, biological process: snRNA 3'-end processing. The transcript is spliced from 2 exons.